UGACGAUGAUGAGCAACUGCGAUUCUUCCGCUCGGGACUGUUACGUAAAUGACCAGUUUAUGUUUUCAGAAUUCAUGUUCUAACUAAGUUAAUGUUGAGUUAAAGUUGAGUUAUUGUUGAGUUAAAAUUGAGGUAUAGUUGAGGUAAGGUUAAAUUAAUCGCUCCGUAUUGUUGGAUUAUUUACACUAGAAGAGAGAUGGUGCUGAAAUCUGAAGACGGUGUCGUACCCGAAGACCUCACUCCUGAGGAACAGAAAGAGCUUGAAAACAUCCGGCGUCGAAAGCAAGAGCUACUGGAUGACAUUCAGCGUCUGAAAGAUGAGAUCGCUGAAGUGACCAGUGAGAUUGAGAACCUGGGUUCUACAGAGGAGAGGAAGAACAUGCAAAGGAACAAACAAGUGGCCAUGGGUCGCAAAAAGUUCAACAUGGACCCUAAAAAGGGAAUCCGAUUCCUCAUUGAGAAUGAUCUUCUGAAGAACACCAGUGAAGACAUUGCUCGCUUCCUCUACAAGGGUGAAGGUCUUAACAAGACUGCCAUAGGAGAUUAUUUAGGAGAGAGGGAUGACUUCAACAUCCAGGUCCUUCAUGCUUUUGUGGAGCUGCACGAGUUCACAGAUCUAAACCUUGUUCAGGCGCUCAGGCAGUUUCUCUGGAGUUUCAGACUUCCUGGUGAAGCCCAGAAGAUUGACAGAAUGAUGGAGGCGUUUGCCCAGCGCUACUGUCAGUGUAACUCUGGGGUCUUCCAGUCUACGGACACAUGCUACAUCCUGUCCUUUGCCAUCAUCAUGUUGAACACCAGCCUUCACAACCCAAAUGUUAAAGACAAGCCCGCAGUGGAGCGUUUCAUCUCCAUGAACAGAGGCAUCAAUGAUGGAGGAGAUCUGCCAGAAGACCUGCUCAGGAACCUGUAUGAUAGCAUCAAGAAUGAGCCCUUCAAAAUCCCUGAGGAUGAUGGCAAUGACUUGACUCAUACUUUCUUCAACCCAGACAGAGAGGGCUGGCUGCUCAAACUGGGAGGACGUGUUAAAACUUGGAAAAGACGAUGGUUUAUUCUCACAGAUAACUGUCUUUACUACUUUGAGUACACUACUGAUAAAGAACCACGAGGUAUUAUUCCGCUGGAAAACCUCAGCAUUCGUGAAGUAGAGGACAAGAAACCGAACUCCUUUGAGCUCUUCAUACCCGACAACAAGGAUCAGGUGAUCAAGGCUUGUAAGACAGAGGCCGAUGGAAGAGUGGUGGAGGGAAAUCACACUUUCUACCGCAUCUCUGCUCCUACAGCUGAGGAGAAAGAUGAGUGGAUGAACAGCAUCAAGGCAGCCAUCAGCAGAGAUCCAUUCUAUGAGAUGCUGGCUGCGAGGAAAAAGAAGGUCUCCUCUAUGAAGAGACACUAGAGCAUCACAGAAUGAAGAUGUUAAGAGAUUCGGGGAUGCGGUGUCUAAACUGCUUCCUCUAGUGGAGACAACUGAGCUGUGCAUCACCACCAAUUCACAGGCUUACUGAGAGAAGAAACAUUUAAAUGACAACCAGAGAAAAAUCUAGAAGAGUGUGUGUAUCUAUAUGUAUGUGUGCGUGUUGGAGGGAAAUCAGUGGACUUUUUCCUCAGAACCCCCAAAGAGAACAAUUGUUCCUCAUGCUUAACCAAAACCUGGUCUUUCUUUUCUCUCUUGCACACUUUGUAUGAUCUGAGCUCAGCAGGUCUGAUAGAAUGAGGAAAACAAAAAAGUUCCUUCUUGUGUUUGAGAAAGUGAAGAUUUCCUUCAAUGCUCUGAUGUGUAUAGGCAAUAAGUGUAUUUUUCCAUUUUUAUUCUGCAAAAGGGGCUUGGUCGUCAAAGCCUUAUUUACAUAUUUAACUGUUAAUGCUUUUUCAGAAACUACUGUAGUUUACAUCAAGACCAAGAAAACUAAACUCAAGAGGGUGGAAAAUCCCCCAAAAUAUUGUCAGCUUGAUUGGACAUUUGCUUUUAUUCAGCAUGUGUCAUAGUAAGAUGAGCGUAUGAGCGUGUUGUGAUGAGCACCAGCUGUGUGUGUGUGUGUGUGUGUGUGUGUGUGUGUGUGUGUGUGUGUGUGUGUGUGUGUGUGUGUGUGUGUGUGUGUGUGUGUGUGUGUGUGUGUGUGUGUGUGUGUGUGUGUUGUUUCUAGCUGAAUAUCAUUGCAUUGUUUCUACCUUUUACACAGACAGUGAGGUUCAGGUUCCAGCAUCUCAUUGAAUGAAUAAAUCUGCCUAACAACAGUUUACAGUAAUAUUUGUUACUGUGCCCUUAGUUUCCUCUCUUACUUAAAUUAGUUGAUUUUAUCUGGGGUUUCCAUCAGUCUUGCAGUUAUUCUUUAUUAUUCUUAAUCUAAGCAGUAUUGGAUUAAUUUAUAUUGUUAUAAGUUGUAUAUACUUUAGUAUAUAUAGAUUUUUUUGUUUUUUAUAAAUGUUAUAUUUAGCAGUAUUGUCCUAGUUAAGUGACUUCAUCUUUUCUUUCUCAUUUUGGUUUUGGAUGUAGAAACCGUUGCAAUGGUGGCAAGACCUUUCUAAAAUAAUAAUAAUAAAUCAUCUGUAUCUUGGUUACAUUGCUUUAGAUUGUUGAAUGCAGAUUUAUAAUGUAAUGAAUCAAAUGGUUAUCGGUGAAGAAA
This is a messenger RNA of Paramisgurnus dabryanus, 2621 nucleotides long. It is a transcript of the gene cyth1a, whose product is annotated as cytohesin 1a. Gene Ontology annotation, biological process: regulation of ARF protein signal transduction. Gene Ontology annotation, molecular function: guanyl-nucleotide exchange factor activity. Lineage: Eukaryota; Metazoa; Chordata; Actinopteri; Cypriniformes; Cobitidae. The record is from RefSeq and is a predicted model, not a curated record.